Messenger RNA from Grus americana (Whooping crane), 3446 nucleotides. RefSeq names its product solute carrier organic anion transporter family member 1C1 (gene SLCO1C1). Lineage: Eukaryota; Metazoa; Chordata; Aves; Gruiformes; Gruidae. The transcript is spliced from 16 exons. Gene Ontology annotation, biological process: sodium-independent organic anion transport; transmembrane transport; bile acid and bile salt transport. The record is from RefSeq and is a predicted model, not a curated record. Gene Ontology annotation, cellular component: membrane. Gene Ontology annotation, molecular function: protein binding; bile acid transmembrane transporter activity. Bases 240 to 2363 code for a protein of 707 amino acids.
CCAAGUACGAGCACAGCUAUGCUUACGGAGAGAAUAGUCUGACUUUCGAGCAUGUGUGUGGUAGUAUAACUGCUGUUGUUGUGGAUACAGAAUCUAGAUCUGCAGAUCUGAAGAGGGUUUGUUUCAAGUGACCCAUUUUUUCCAAGGGGCUCUGCAGUGGCAUCUGGAUCUUCCUUCAGAAAUCUGUUCUGUUUGUAGUUGGAGUUGCACAAACGGAUCACUCAGUGAAGAAAUCAACCAUGACGGUGGAAACCGAAUCCAGCAAUAUUGAUGACUCAAAUCAGGAAAUAGAACCUGCCCAGCUUUUGGAUGAUGAAACAAACAAAAAUCUCCCAGUCAAAAAGAAGACUUCCUGCUGCACUGGCUUGAAGGCAUUUCUCACUGCUUUAUCGUUCAGCUACUUGAGUAAAACGUUUUCUGGUACAAUUAUGAAAAGCUCCAUCACUCAGAUUGAACGAAGGUUUGACCUGACAUCCUCUACUGUUGGUUUCGUCGAUGGGAGCUUUGAGAUGGGUAACUUGCUGGUGAUUGCAUUUGUAAGCUACUUUGGAGCUAAACUUCAUAGGCCCAAACUAAUAGCUGUUGGAUGCUUUACUAUGGCUUUGGGAAGUUUUUUAACAGCAAUGCCUCAUUUCUUCAUGGGAUAUUAUAAGUAUGAGACAGCAUCACAUACAGCUUCUUCAGCCAACUUAACUUCAAGCAUGAAUCCCUGUUCCCUGCAUCAAGAGGUGAACGAAACCUUGUUGGAAGUCUCCCAGUCAGGCUGUGAGAAGGAACCAUCAUCAUAUAUGUGGAUAUAUAUCUUACUGGGAAACAUGUUACGUGGAAUUGGUGAGACGCCAAUAACACCACUGGGCAUCUCUUAUCUUGAUGAUUUUGCUAAAGAAGAGGAUGUUCCCGUGUAUGUAGCAUGUUUGCACACAAUAGCCAUGCUGGGCCCAAUGUUUGGUUUCCUGUUGGGAUCUUUAUGUGCAAAACUGUACGUGGAUAUUGGAUUUGUGGAUUUAGGAAGCAUCACUAUCACCCCCCAGGAUUCCCGCUGGGUGGGUGCAUGGUGGCUUGGCUUUUUAAUAAGUGGAGUAACCAGUUUCCUAGCUGCUAUUCCAUUUUGCUUCCUGCCAAAGAGUCUGAAAAAGCCGGAGGAAAUCAAUAAUGACAAAACUUCAUCUGGUCUCUUGGAAAACAUGGGUACCAUGAGGAAGACACUUCCUCCUGCAAAACCUAAGCCGAGGAAGUGUUCGGUAACACUGAAAGAUUUCUAUACCUCCCUGAAAAAAGUAUUGAGUAAUCGAAUGUACUUUACAUUUUUGUGUUGCUCACUGUUACAGUUCAAUAGCUUUAUUGGUUUCUUGACUUACAAACCAAAGUACAUGGAACAGCAGUAUGGACAAUCUACAUCUAAAUCUAACUUUCUAAUAGGAUUGACAUCCUUACCUCCUGUAAGUAUUGGGAUUUUCCUAGGAGGGCUCAUAAUGAAAAAGUACAAAAUGAGCAUCAUUGGAGCAACCAAGUUUGCAUUUUCUAUGUCAUUUUUGGCCUAUUCCUUCACUCUCUUGCACUUUUUUGUCGGCUGUGAGAACCAUAUGGUAGCAGGAGUGACAGUGUCCUAUGAAGGCAAACCCACUCGGUACCAUGAAAAUGCCAUAUUUUCUGAGUGCAACUCUGACUGCAAAUGUGCAUCCAAUGUGUGGGAUCCUGUGUGUGGAGACAACGGACUCACGUAUGUUUCAGCAUGUCUAGCUGGGUGUACAACUUCGAUGGGACAUGGAAAGAACACAGUCUUCCAUAACUGCAGCUGUAUUGAAGCCAGCAGUUCAUGGCCAGGAAAUAAUUCUGCCACCUUGGGACAAUGUCCAAAAAGUGAGGAUUGUUCAAUGAAGUUUAUUUAUUAUACAGUAAUACAAGUCAUAAGUGGAUUUUGCUAUGCAUUGGGAGGCACUCCAGCAUACAUGAUUAUGUUUAGAUGCGUUCAGCCAGAGUUGAAAUCUCUUGCGGUUGGUCUAUACACACUCAUUAUGAGAGUGCUAGCUGGGAUUCCGGCGCCAGUUUAUUUCGGUGCAGUGAUUGACAAGACAUGCCUGAAAUGGGGAAGCACAAGCUGUGGGCAGCAAGGGGCUUGCAGGCUGUACGACUCCAACGCAUACAGGUAUGUCUACCUUGGUUUAUCAGCGGUGUUAAGAGGUCCUUCCUACUUGAUUGCAAUCUUAUUUUAUAUAUUGAUAAAGAAACACUUUCAAAAUAAGAACUCUAGGCCUGUAGAGAAUGGAGGAAGAGAAGAUGUUCCUAUGAAUAAAGAAGAUAAUUGCAAGAUCAAAGAACGUUUGCCAGGUUUCUCUGAUGGAGAGAAUGAAUCAUGUAUUUAGAAAGCCAUUUAGACUAGUGUCACAUGAAUCAGGACAGCUUCUCUUAGAAACAACUUUCACAAUGUUAUGAAUAACUAAAUAAUAAAUAAUAACACCAUUCAGAAAGUAAAACUAUACAGCAAACUUGCAAUCAACAGCAAGAAAAACUAACAUACAAGUAUGAAAGUGCCUUACCUAUACCUGGUUACCAAUAACAGAACAAAUUACAGGAACUGAACCAAACUCUCAACAGAUAAAGAAAAAAACUCCCUUGGCAUUUCCAAUAGACCCAGUCUGUAAUUUUUAAUGGGGUCAAAGAUGACUCUUGGCAGAACAGCCACAUGCCAAAGGCCCACAAAACGUGGCGCUGAUCCUGUAUGCAGGUCCAUGUGGUAGACUGCCAUGGGAAUGACAAGCUCAAGGCUAACAGCAGUGUUCUGAUUUCACCAAAUUCAGUCCAAAUUCACAAUAAAAACAAAGCCUUUAAGCAAAACAUUUCACUUUAUCUAAACAAAUCAUUGUAAUAAUUUUCCACUGCAAAAUUGACAAAAGCGGUAUUUUUCUGAGAAGCGUUUUAUCUUAGCUCAGCUGAAAAUAUUUUACCUGCUUAAAACUACAAAUAGCUUGCCAUAAAGGAAAUAAUUUUUUCUUAAAAACUCAGAGUUGUAGCAUUUAUUAAAAACUAAUUUUUUUUUUUUUUAGUUAAGUGACUAUGAAACAUAAAAAAUAAUCUGAAUUUUGUAGCGGUGUUGUUUUCUAAGCAAAAUCUAUCCAACAUAUGCUGGUGGCUUUAUUGCUAUGCCAUGUGCUGUCCAGCAGAGGACACUCAAACAAUAACGUUACUCCUAUGACUGCUGCAAAUACUCGAUAGAUUUGUCAUGUUCAGUCUUUAUUGUUCUGGGAGAAGUUCAUCAUCAGGCAGGCAAAACACUCACCUGCGUUUUCAUGCACCUUAAAACUUUCUCAGCGCAAGCCUUUAGCUCAUAUAUUCAGAGUUGCUUUUCUGUAUUUGUUGGUUUGUGUUCAUCAUAUUUGCGUCACUCGGAGCUUGAUAACUGUUGUUACUUUAAAUAAAAAGAUGUGUACUUGCGUACCAUUUCACAA